Messenger RNA from Emys orbicularis (European pond turtle), 1218 nucleotides. It is a transcript of the gene ZFYVE27, whose product is annotated as zinc finger FYVE-type containing 27. The record is from RefSeq and is a predicted model, not a curated record. The transcript has 11 exons. Gene Ontology annotation, biological process: protein localization to plasma membrane; positive regulation of axon extension; neuron projection development. Gene Ontology annotation, cellular component: endoplasmic reticulum tubular network; growth cone membrane. Gene Ontology annotation, molecular function: metal ion binding. NCBI's taxonomy places the organism in Eukaryota, Metazoa, Chordata, Testudines, Emydidae. The coding region runs from base 1 to 1218 and encodes 405 amino acids.
AUGCAGGUGACGGAGCGCGAGGCCGGGGGGCAGGGACUGGAGGGGGGCCCGGCCCUGCCCGACGCCCAGAUGGAGUCGCCCGCCCCCCCCAAGUCCCCGGCCUUCGACCUCUUCAGCCUGGUCCUGUCCUCCAAGCGGCUGGAGAUGUACCUGGAGCCCCUGCAGGACGCCUGGGAGGGGGUCCGCUUCCUGCUAAGGUGGCAGAUGCCCCUGUGCUCGCUGCUCACCUGCCUGGGCCUCAACUUCCUGCUGCUCACCCUGACUGAAGCUGCCUGGUUCUCGCUGUGCGCCCUGCUGGUCCUGCUACCCGCCCUGCUGGGCUACCUGCGGGAGACGUGCCGGGUCCGCCGGCCGGAGUCGGAGCUGGUGCGUCAGAGGUACCACAGCGUGCGGCGCGAGGACCUGCAGCAGGUGCGGCUGGCGCGGCACGAAGCCGUUGCUGAAGUGAAGAGAUUCCUGAUCCACCUGGAGGGCUUCCUGAGCUGGCUGUGCUGUGCCUGCGAGGGGGCGUACCGCGUGCUGCACUGGGAGACCCCCGCCUUGUCGUCCCAGUUCUAUGGGGCGCUGCUGGGCUCCCUCUGUGUCCUGUACCUGCUGCCCCUCUGCUGGGUCCUCGCCUUGCUCAACAGCACCCUCUUCCUGGGGAACGCUGAGUUCUACCGAGUGCUGCUGGAGCUCAAGGCUACGGUGGAGCAGCGCCUUGGCCCCAAGCCCAUCACCAGUGCCCCGGAGCCGGCGGAGCCCGACGCGGGAGGAGAGGGGGGUGGCACCCUGGUGGAUCGGACCCCCACGCCCACCAGCACGGAGGACCUCACACCCGGCAGCGUGGAGGAGGCGGAGGAGGCGGAGCCCGACGAGGAGUUUAAAGACGCUAUUGAGGAGGACGAUGACGUCUCCCAGUGCUCCGCCGAGUUUGACAUCGGCCUCCCGGACAGCAGCGUCAUGAGCAAGAACGAGGUGAUCCGCAGCAAGGUGUCACGGCUGACCGAGCGCCUGCGCAAGCGCUACCCCAGCAACAACUUCGGCAGCUGCACCGGCUGCGCAGCCACCUUCUCCGUGCUCAAGAAGAGGCGGAGCUGCAGUAACUGCGGAAACAGCUUCUGCUCCCGCUGCUGCUCCUACAAAGUCCCCAAAUCCUCCAUGGGAGCCACAGCCCCGGAUGCCCAGAGGGAGAUGGUGUUUGUCUGCGCGUCGUGUAACCAGGCUCUCGUCAAGUGA